This is a messenger RNA of Drosophila innubila, 2545 nucleotides long. RefSeq names its product ATP-binding cassette sub-family D member (gene ABCD). Lineage: Eukaryota; Metazoa; Arthropoda; Insecta; Diptera; Drosophilidae. The transcript is spliced from 9 exons. Gene Ontology annotation, cellular component: peroxisomal membrane. The coding region runs from base 241 to 2445 and encodes 734 amino acids. Gene Ontology annotation, biological process: long-chain fatty acid import into peroxisome; peroxisome organization; very long-chain fatty acid catabolic process. Gene Ontology annotation, molecular function: ATP binding; long-chain fatty acid transmembrane transporter activity; ATP hydrolysis activity. The record is from RefSeq and is a predicted model, not a curated record.
AUCUUUAUAUUCGCGUCGUUAUUGAAGCUUGUCGCAAUCAGUUAUUUUGUAAUCGAGAGGAACACGAAUUACAAUGUGAGGAGGAUAAGCGAAAACAAAGCGUACAACAAAUACUGACAAAGCAAAAGCAUAACAACCGAACACACGCACACACACAUAUUGUGUAUCCGCAUGUUUCUAAUUGUGUUUGGAUAAUUUGGAUAAUCAACAUACAAAGCCCCGAAGUCGCAUGUCAUCACAAUGGCAGUGCUAUCGAAAUAUGUUGACCUUAUAGCGGAGAAAUAUGAACAGACGGGACUAUCGAAGCAGGCAUUUAGUUAUGCCCUCGUGGGUACAGCCCUAUUUGCAUUAACCAUCAAAGUGACAGUCCCAUUGAUCAAGAACUCGCAAUGCUCUGAAUCGAAGAAUCGUGUCAACAAAGGGGCAUUGACUCCGUCUGUAAUCGAUGGAUCCGACGAUGAUCUAAAGUUGGCCGAGGCCGAGAAGCUUUUGGUGGAACAACAGUUGAAGAAGAAGAAUUUGCGAAUGCUUGAGCCGGGCCUGAACAAGGAGUUCUUAAAGCAACUCGGCAUGCUAGUCAAAAUAAUGAUACCACAAAAGCUAUGCUAUGAGACCGGACUCCUAACUGUCCAUACAUUGUGCCUCAUCUCGCGCACGUUCCUCAGUAUUUAUGUGGCCGCAUUGGAGGGGGCGAUUGUAAAGUUUAUCGUCCGCAAGGAUGUCAAGCAAUUCGCCCUUGUAUUGCUCAAGUGGUUCGGCAUUGCGAUUCCAGCAACAUUCAUCAAUUCGAUGAUACGAUUUCUAGAAAGUAAACUGGCCCUAGCAUUUCGGACUCGUUUGGUACGACAUUCAUAUCGAUUGUACUUUAAGAAUCAAAACUACUACAGGGUAUCCAAUUUGGAUGGUCGCAUCGAAAAUGCAGAUCACAGACUCACCGAAGACAUUUCCGUUUUUGCAAGCUCUGUGGCCCAUUUAUAUAGUAGUUUGACGAAGCCCUGUUUCGAUCUGAUGUUAAUUGGUUUGGCUUUAAUGCGCUCCUCUAGAAGGAUGAAGGCCAACAUUCUAUCAGGUCCGGCAUUGUCAGUGAGUGUUAUUGCACUAACUGCUCAUAUACUACGAAUUGUUUCACCGAAAUUUGGACAACUCGUAUCGGAAGAGGCUAAUCGGUAUGGAUAUCUAAGGCAUAUACAUUCCCGAAUCAUAACGAACGCUGAGGAAAUUGCUUUCUAUGGCGGACAUAAGGUGGAGCUGCAACAGUUGCGACAGGCAUAUAAUCGCCUAGUUAAUCAAAUGAAUAAUAUAUUUAGCCAGAAGCUGUGGUUCAUUAUGCUGGAGCAAUUCUUUAUGAAGUAUGUUUGGUCUGGCACUGGAAUGGUGAUGGUAUCUCUGCCAAUAUUAACGGGUGCUACAGGUUCUUCCCGCACAACAACUGGAAUGAGUGGAACAUCAGCUGAAACUAGCGACUCGAAUGUUAGUGAGAGAACUCAAUAUCUGACGACGGCUAGAAAUCUGUUAAUUUCGGCAGCUGAUGCGAUAGAACGUUUAAUGUCAUCAUAUAAGGAAAUUGUGGCAUUAGCCGGAUAUACAUAUCGUGUAGCUGGCAUGUUGGAUGUGUUUGAGGAGACGGCUCAAGGGAUUUACAGCAAGGCAACGGUUGUGGAGAACGCUCUUGAGAAUGCUGGUAAUGGAAUCAUUGAGUUCCGCGAUGGCAAGCCCAUAGCAAAGGGUCGCAUCAUAUACACCGAGGAUGACAAUAAUAUGUCAAUUAGCCUACGAUCCGUGCCGGUCGUAACACCCAAUUGUGAUAUCGUUGUGCCAAGUUUGACACUGUGCAUCGAGCCAGGAGUUCAUUUAUUGAUAACCGGUCCAAAUGGCUGUGGAAAGUCCAGUUUGUUCCGUAUUUUGAGUGGACUGUGGCCAAUCUACGCCGGAGAAUUGCAUAUUCCGCGACCCGUUGAAAAUAAACCAUGCAUGUUCUACAUUCCCCAGCGUCCCUAUAUGUCUAUCGGUAGCUUAUGUGAUCAGAUCAUAUAUCCCGAUACGCGCGACGAUAUGAAACGCAAAGGCAUUACCGAAAAUCAAUUGAGAGACAUCUUGAAAAUGGUCAGCCUAGAGCAUAUUGCACAACGUGACAGCUUUGAUGUGGUGCGCGAUUGGAAGGACAUUCUCUCUGGAGGUGAAAAACAGCGUAUGGCUGUUGCGCGUCUAUUUUAUCACAAACCACGUUAUGCUUUGCUUGAUGAAUGCACAAGUGCAGUGUCCAUUGAUGUUGAGAGCUCAAUAUAUGAGAUAGCCAAGAGCAUGGGAAUUACAUUGCUGACAAUAACUCAUAGGCCAACCCUCUGGAAAUUUCAUACGCAUAUUCUUGAAUUUGACGGUCAAGGAAGUUGGAAAUUCAGAAAAAUGGAUUCUAAUGAACAGCAGAAAGAUCAAUUUAUUCAUUAGCUUUCACUUUGAGUAUUAUUAAGUAUAUUGUAAAAUCCGGCGUUGUCCGCAAUUUUCUAGAAAUAAAAUAUUGAUUAAAGCUCUGUACAGUUUUGAAAAA